GCUAUUUUUUGAUAUUGCGAAAAAUCUAUGAAAACCUUCUUUUGGUUAUGGUCGUCCGCGUCUUCCUCCAAGUUUGCGAGACAACAGUCGUAAUAUUUUUUGGAUCUUUUGAUUCAUUUUUAAUGGCUGCCCCAUUGCGCGAUUGAAUGGUUGCUUUAAUUUAAACAUGAGUGAUUAUUCUUCUAUGGCUACGCUUCAAAAUAAUAGCCAACCGGCGGGAUUUGCGGCUGCUUUACAACGUGCUAGAUUGGUUGCCGCCAGGAUUGAAGGUGGCGGUAGUAAGAGACCAUUGGAAGAAGGACCUGAACCGAGUGCAAAAAAAUUAGCGCCAAUCGAGUCGUCGUAUCCUCCCCAACAACCACAACAACCGCCGCAACAACAACCACCAAUGAGUGCAACAUCAGCGGCAGCAGCGGCGCAGGCGGCAGCGGCUGCGGCUGCGGCGCGUAUCGCCAACUCGUCCUCAGCACCCACACCUCCUCUGGGCGGGUUAGGCGGGCCACCCAAUAUGAACAUGCCUGAUCAGUCCAUCAACGAGUAUAUCAGAGUUCCCGACAAGAUGGUUGGAUUGAUAAUCGGUCGCGGAGGCGAGCAGAUCACUCGCCUGCAAGCGGAGUCGGGGUGCAAGAUACAGAUGGCGCCGGACUCCGGCGGUCAGCCCGAUCGCCUGUGCACGCUCACCGGAUCACGGGAAGCCAUCACUAGGGCUAAGGACUUGGUAAAUCAGAUAGUCAACCACCGCGGGCGCGAGAACGCGCCGCAGCAUAUGGACAACCCCGCGGGCGGCGGCAACGGAGGCGGUGGUGGCGGUGGCAUGCCGCCCAUGAACAGAGGCGGCGGCGGCGGCGGUGGUGGUAAUAUGAUGGAAGAGAUAAUGUUACCGGGACCCAAAGUGGGUCUGAUCAUUGGCAAGAAUGGUAAAACCAUCAAACAACUGCAAGAGCAAUCUGGAGCUAAAAUGGUGGUGAUUCAAGACGGCCCCAACACUGAAUAUGAGAAGCCCCUACGUAUAUCGGGCGAGGCGUCCAAAGUGGAGCACGCAAAGCAGUUGGUGUAUGAACUGCUGGCCGACAAGGAGAUGCAGCAGGGGGGAGGAGGUGGCGGCCAGAGACAGUACGACGACGGCUACCAGCAGGACCAGGGCAACGGACUCGCCACUAAUUCUACUGAGGUACUAGUUCCAAAAGUAGCAGUGGGCAUAGUGAUUGGUAGAGGUGGUGACAUGAUCAAGAAGAUUCAGGCGGAGACGGGCUGCAGAGUGCAAUUCCACCAGGAGAGGGACGACGGACCUGGAGAUAAAAGGUGUUACCUACAAGGGAAGCCUCAUCAAGUUGAACAAGCUAGGCAGAUGAUCGAAGAUUUGAUCUCCAGCGUCAAUCUGGCGAUCCGAUCAGGACGAGGCCGCGGAUCGAACCAGCGGAACGGCUCGGGCGGCGGCGGAGACAGGGACUUCCAGCAGUGGCCUGAGCAAGGCCAGGAGGUGCGCGUCACCUUCACCGUCACCAAUGUCAAGUGUGGGCUCAUCAUUGGCCGAGGAGGCGAAGUGAUAAAGCAGAUAAACGCGCAGUCGGGCGCGCACUGCGAGCUGGACCGGCGCGCGCAGAACAACGACCGCAACAACCGCACCUUCUACAUCCGCGGACACCCGGACGCUGUGGAGCACUGCAAGCGGAUCAUCAUGGAGAAAGUCGGCAUGCCGGUGAACUUCGUCCCUGACAACGGUAACGGUAACGGUGGCAACGGCAACAACGGUGGUAACGGCGGCAGCGGCGACUACUACGGCGCCGCGCCCACGCCCGGUCCCCCCGCCUGGGGCUACAACCCGCAUUGGCACCAUCCACAACCACCCCAGCCUCAGCAACAAGUGCAGAUAAAUCCGGCGACGGGCCAGCCGGACUACUCGCAGCAGUGGAUCGACUACUACCGCUCGCUGGGGCUCAUGCGCGAGGCCGAGGCCGUGGAGCAGCAGACCAAGCAGCAGCUACAACAAGGUACACAAUCACCCGGUUUAACAGCGAUUGUCUCUGCAGGAGGAGGUGGUGGUGGCCCCAACAGCGGUGGCAACGGCGGCGCUCCCCCCGCGCCCGCGCAGUCCGCGUCCCCCGCGCCCGCCGCCGACUACAGCGCGCAGUGGGCCGAGUACUACCGCGGCAUGGGCAAGGUGAAGGAGGCCGAGGCGAUCGAGGCGCAGAUCAAGGUUAAGCAACAACAAUCGCAGCAGCCGACCAACGUGCCGCAGCAGCCGACGCCGCAAGCGACGCCGCCCAACCCCACGCCGCCGUCGUCCACCGCCAGCGGCGGGGUGGUGCCGCAGUACGGGCAGUACUACCCGCCGAUGUACCCCGGCUACCCCUACCCGUACCCCGGCGUGCCGCCCGCGCCCGAGCACGCGCCGCAUCAACAUCAAUAAACAGCCAGCCGGACCGCCCGAUACGGAACCGAGAAGAUACCUCUCCAUUGUAGAUUAUAAAUGCAACCCGGUGGAAUUAAUUGUGCUGUUGCAAACGAUGACGUCACUACCGAAGGGGGGGGGACGCGUGCAAGCAAUGACGUCACUAUAACUAUAUGUUACUCUAAAGCGAGAUAGCGGAAGCUGGAAGCGUGUAAGCGAUGACGUCACUAAAACUACGUUACUCUAAAGCGAAAUACCGAAGGGGAGGACGCGUGCAAGCAAUGACGUCACUAUUACUAUAUUUUACUCUAAAGCGAGAUAGCGGACGCGGGGAAGCGUGCAAGCGAUGACGUCACUAUAACGGCCACAGUUAAUUCCACUGAGUUCUAAUAUCGUAUAAGAAAACGGUUUCGGCGAACUAAACGCCCACAAUAAAUAAACGCAGCACUGUGAAAUAGAGUCCCGAACUAGUUUUUUUUUUAUGUUUUUUAUAAUACUUUUGCAGAUAUUUAACAUAUCAUAAUUUUAUUUGUUGUGGGUAAGUUACGAUGAUAUUGUCAAAGUUGUAGAGAUUAUUUUCGAUAUGUGUUACGCUUCCCAACGAUAUAUAUAUUUCACGGCCGUGUGGUAUAUUCUUGUUUAUUUUUUUUUUGUCGCACUUGUGUUAUUUCACGUGUCUCCAUCGUUUGUGCAUAUUGGAUUAUUGUAUAAUUCUGUGUCCCGAUAUUUACCAUUGACGUGCUAGUUUGUCCAGGUUUUAACUAUAGAAUGCCACACUGCCUAAAACGAUGUUAACAAAAGAGAUCCGACGGAGCUGUAGAGUGAGACAAAGCGAAACAAUGAAAGCAUAACGAAAGUGACAGAGAUACUUCGACCGCUGCCGAGGAUUCGAGGUAAAUCCACUGUAUCGAGUGACUUAGCUUAUUACACUAUGAGUGUACACAAUUGGGUACAGCUUGUAUAGUCUCAGCUAUCGAAUGUGGAGAACGUUUUUUGCAAUUCUAUACGCCUACGAUGCACGCAACGAAUUAUCUCGUGCAGAGAAAAAGACAGUCGACCAAUAGCGGCCUAACUGAAAAUAUCGUUCUAGCAAAUGCUAUUUCUCGAUUGGCUGCUAUUGGUCGACAAUAUAUGUCAUUUUGUCUUCACGAGAUAUUUUGUCGUGUAUCUUAGGCUGGCGUAAAACUAGUUAUCAUUCUGGCUCAUACAAAUUUAAUGUUACAAACGACAAUACAGCAAAAUGUCUGUUAGUCUUAAAACACAAAUCUUUUGGUCAAUUAGUAUUUUCACUCCGUCAAAAUUAAUAAUAAUAAUAAAAAUGUAAAAGGCAAUUUUGAAAAUUAAUCAUUAAUUAAUUCUUAUGAUAAAAAUAAAUAAAUCUUUGCCACGUUAAAUAUUUGCACGAAAUUGCAUUACUUAUUGCAAAUUUCACUUUUAGAUGUAAGAAAUAAAUGCAAAAUGUACUAAAAAUAUAAAAAUGUUUUGAGGGAAUAUGAAUAUUAGAUUUGUAUGGACUAUAGAGAUUUAUUAAUAAUACCUACUAAAACUGUUGCGACAGCGACAGUAAUUAUAUGCUUUGGUGGUAUACGUUUGGUCGUAAAAACAGUUAUGGUACCAAUUUUUACAAUAAUGACGAAUAUGGUAAUAUUACUCUGGAGAUCUGGGAUCUCCAAAGAAGGCAUUGAUGCCGUAAACUUGGACUAAGUAGUUUAAAUCCAUAAAAAAAUCUGAUUUGGAAUAAAAAAUGUGUUUGCUAUUGGUUAAAAAAGCACGUUCUUGUUAAGUUAUUAAAAUAGAAAAUAUUGUUUUGUAACAAAAAAUUGUAAAAUUUAUAAAAAUCAAAUCCAACCAUGCAGCAUUUUAGACUGCCCAAUCAACGGGUGGUUAGGGCACCGAAGUUAUAAUUGAUGCGUGUGAAGCAUCUAUAUAUAAUUUACAGUUCAACUUCAACUUUGCAUAUUCGCUCAGCGAAAAAUCUCUUAAAAUAAAGAAAAAAAAACACUUCAGGUUUACUACGACCAAACGUAUAUUUAUGUAUUCGGGUCCACUCCACGCGACUUCACGAGUGCAGAAUCAAUUUUUUUUUUUGUUUUAGAUAUUUUUAUUUCGUUGUCCCAAUGGUACGUUCCUAUUGGGACACCAAAAUACCAAGAUUACUUGUAAGCAUAAGCGAGCUCUCCGGUUUUUUGAAAUCUUGCUCCACGUUCGACUUUCAUUAAAUUGUAAAUUAUGUUUAGUUGUAAGUUAGGUGUCGUCGAUUAGGAGAUGUCGUCGCGGCCUCUCUUGACAGCUCAUUUAGUUACUAACAUUCGCCGAACGUACUUUAGCACCGUAACUUAGAAUUAUAUUAUAUAUACUUAUAUUAAAUAAUAACAAUCUUUUUUGGUAAAUAAUAUUAGACGUAAUUUCGAGUAUCGGACAAAGGCAAUGUGGAGAGUACAUUCCCUGAAAAUUGUUCUUACAGUAUAGGAGCGGAAACGACACCCGUCGUUCGGUAACGGGGACUCCCGACUAAUUGUAUUAUUAUUAAGAUAUAAAGUGUAUGUUGAUUGA
Molecule: messenger RNA, 4945 nt
Organism: Bicyclus anynana (squinting bush brown)
Lineage: Eukaryota; Metazoa; Arthropoda; Insecta; Lepidoptera; Nymphalidae
Gene: Psi
Product: far upstream element-binding protein 1
Exons: 16
Coding region: 167-2410 (747 amino acids)
Biological process (GO): regulation of DNA-templated transcription
Cellular component (GO): nucleus; cytoplasm
Molecular function (GO): mRNA binding
Source: RefSeq, a predicted model, not a curated record